This is a messenger RNA of Labrus bergylta (ballan wrasse), 1327 nucleotides long. Its product is annotated as regulator of G-protein signaling 8. Lineage: Eukaryota; Metazoa; Chordata; Actinopteri; Labriformes; Labridae. The record is from RefSeq and is a predicted model, not a curated record.
CCAAGAGGGAGGCAGAGAGGAGACAGAAAACAUGAGAGACAGUCCUGCCGCUUUGAUUACAUCCCAAAACAUGGCGUUCACUGACUGUAUGAAACCGACCGACCAGUUCGCAGAGAAGAAGAGGAGAAACUGGAGGAACAGAAUAGGAUUUCUACUGAAGGCAAAGUCGUCCCAGUCCAAACAGAGUGUGAUGAAAAACAGAUCUUACAGGCCGACUGCUGAUGACGUCAGCCAAUGGGCGCAGUCACUUGACACAUUACUCAGUCAUAAAUAUGGGAAAGCUGCUUUUUGUAUCUUCCUGAAGACGGAGUUCUGCGAGGAGAACAUUGAGUUCUGGACGGCAUGCGAGGACUACAAGACCCAAACGUCGCACAAAGAGCUCGUGUCCAAGGCCAACAGCAUUUACGAGCAGUUCAUUAAAAAUGAAGCUCCAAAAGAGAUAAACCUGGAUUACCACACCAAAAAUGCUAUCGUCCAGAGUCUCGUCGAGCCCUCUGUGACGAGCUUCCUGGCAGCUCAGAGGAAAGUCUACAGUCUGAUGGAGAACAACUCCUACCCCAGGUUCAUCCUCUCCGACCUCUACAGAGAACUACAUGAAGCUGCCAGGAGAGAGGGAAAAGUCAUUAAGCCCCAGUCAACCUAGACAGCCGAUCCUGAAGUCAUUUGUUUACCGCUGUGACUCUGAAAAUAGACCACUGAUGAUGUUCAUUCCAGGCACUGCCGCGGGAUAAUAGACCCAAAAUGCAAAUCAUGAGCAUAAACAUUACCGGAGAGCGUGGGGAAAAAAAAAACACUGAAGGUAUCUUAUUUAUUUUUUAUUCCGUCCUGCUGAGAGCUUUCAACAAAGGAGUCAGGAUGAUUAGGCCCGAUGCUUUAUGCUGCUGCAUGCGGCACUGUGUGCAUCUCAAGGGAUUAAGGUUACGUCUUCUUCACCGGGGGCCAUUACCUGCACUUUCUUUACUAUCAGAAUUUGGUAUUUUUGAGCAAUGAUGCAAUUGAAGAAAAUGUUGUAGUGCACUGCAUUCAAGCCACUUAUCCUUGUUUUGCUGACACACACACUUAAAAGUAUCUAAAUGCUGAUAUCCAAUACACACCGAUAACUCAUGCACUUCCUAUGUUACCCUGGUAUGUUGAUCUGAUGGAUUUGCAUGUUUACACAUGAAGUGCAAUUUUUUAUUUAUAUAAAUAUAUUCACUUUUUUCUACCAAAGACUGUAAGUGGCUGCGAGAUGACUGUGAGAAUGUGAUGUCUUGUAAAUAUUGUGAUUUUACACGUGUUGAAUGUAAAUUAAAAGUUUGGGGGCAGCUGGACUGCUCGUGAAAUAAAA